Messenger RNA from Salvia hispanica, 784 nucleotides. RefSeq lists its product as uncharacterized. Gene Ontology annotation, biological process: transcription by RNA polymerase III. The record is from RefSeq and is a predicted model, not a curated record. Gene Ontology annotation, cellular component: transcription factor TFIIIC complex. NCBI's taxonomy places the organism in Eukaryota, Viridiplantae, Streptophyta, Magnoliopsida, Lamiales, Lamiaceae.
UAUUAAUUUACGAUUAAAAUAAUUGCAAUAAUUUUCCGUUUCAGUUAACCCGAGACGCCCGCUUUCGCUUCAUAACUUCAUUCCGGGCCGAACGCUUUGCCGAAGCUGAGCUCCUUCCACUUCAUUCUAGUUAAAUUAAUAAAAAAAAAGAAGUGAAAAAGCUGCUAUUUUUAGAUAAAAUGGGGGGAUCAGCCAAGGAGCAACAACACGAGGUUGAAGAAGAUGAGGAAGAAUAUGUCCUGCUCGAUUUGGAUGGCGUAGCUCCCCACAUUCGUAUUCCAGAGAACGCAGCAUACGUGCUCACUGGUCUGGACACGCUAAACCCGAUUCUCGUGAUAGAUAACAAUAUCAAGCUGAUUGGAGAAUACACUGAAACAAUUGGGACUGGCCUUAUUUUUGGUGAAAGUGACGCGGGGCGUGAACAAGAGGCUGGUCCAUCUGAGGCCAAGAAAACCCAAGCUAAGCAGGUUAAUCCAACGGGACAGCUCACUAAGGUUCUUAAAUUCAAAUUAUGCUUGGAACCUACGAGUAAAGAUCUUCUGAACCACAAUGGGUGUCGUGAUUGAUCCCUCUCGUUCUGUGGUACAAGACUUCCGAUCAUCCAGGGAACCUCUCAGCUAUCUUCAGCUGCUUGACUAGGUUGUUUGUUCGUCUUUAUCUGUAUGCUUUCAGCGCCAUGUACAUUCUAUCUCUCUGUCCUUCGUUGUUGAAGCCUAGUUACAUAAUUAGUACUAACAUAUGUAUUGAAAAAAUACUUUUAUACCAAAGUUUUGGUUGAUUUAAA